ACCCGUUUGGUAAGCGGACACAUUUGGAACCUACACUGGCACUGGUGUCUCUUUACCCUUUUUCAUCGUUUUAGUUGGAGAAGGAAAAUAGCACACGUUCUCUGCACUUAAAUGGCGCGUCCGAAUCAUGUCGCAAGAGUCUGCUCAUUGUACAAGAGGGUUCUGGUUCUGCAUCGGUUCCUGCCCAUAGACUUGCGAGCUCUGGGGGACCAGUAUGUCAAAGACGAGUUCAGAAGGCACAAGGACGCGUCUCCGGAGGAGACCCGGAGCUUCAUGUUGGAGUGGGAGAGCUACAAGGACACGCUGCAGUCUCAGAUUGUGGAGUUGAUGGCAAACCCAGAAAACAUUGUCAAGUUCGGCGCUGAUCUGCCGGAGAAGAGAUUGAGUGACUUCCAGGAUGAGCAGAUUGGUCAACUUUAUGAGCUUUUGCUUGAAUCAACCAAACCCAACCGACAGUUUAACAUCCAGGAAGAAACAAAGUGAGCCAAUGGCUGGAAAUAAAACUUUUAUUUCACUAUCAAUGACUAUUUAGCUCGGGAUCACAUGCUCUUAGAAAUCCUUGAUUCAAUUUAAGUGCUGUGUAAUAUCUCUGUGUUCCUCGUCUGUGCUACUUCAUCCGACAGUAAAGGUUGUUCUCUGCAUUUAAGUGGUACAAAUCAUUCUUUUUACUUUUUGUCUGAUUACCUUUCUCUUCCAAUUGUGAAAAACUGUCAGGAAAAGGACAUUUUUGCAAUAUGUGUCAGGAGCCCUUUAUCUGCCUUUAUCAAAUGAGGUGAUGAUGAUUUUCUAAGUCAUUCCCUGCAAUGUGGCCUUGUCUUCAAGUCUCUAGUGUCUUGGAAUGGAACUCUUUGCCACUGCCAUCCUCUGUCCCUAUGAGCUCAUUACUAUAUGAAUAUUCAACAUGAAAUAUAUUAAUAAAAUGGGUCUGAGAAAUAAAAAAACAACAAAAACUGGAUGCAAAUAGAGGCUUGGCAAAGGCCUGCACUCUACUUCA
Messenger RNA from Synchiropus splendidus (mandarinfish), 994 nucleotides. RefSeq names its product succinate dehydrogenase complex assembly factor 3 (gene sdhaf3). The transcript is spliced from 2 exons. NCBI's taxonomy places the organism in Eukaryota, Metazoa, Chordata, Actinopteri, Syngnathiformes, Callionymidae. Gene Ontology annotation, biological process: succinate metabolic process; mitochondrial respiratory chain complex II assembly. Gene Ontology annotation, cellular component: mitochondrion; mitochondrial intermembrane space. The coding region runs from base 112 to 483 and encodes 123 amino acids. The record is from RefSeq and is a predicted model, not a curated record.